This is a messenger RNA of Chenopodium quinoa (quinoa), 1145 nucleotides long. Its product is annotated as F-box/LRR-repeat protein 13-like. The coding region runs from base 288 to 1145 and encodes 285 amino acids. Lineage: Eukaryota; Viridiplantae; Streptophyta; Magnoliopsida; Caryophyllales; Amaranthaceae. The record is from RefSeq and is a predicted model, not a curated record. The transcript is spliced from 2 exons. Gene Ontology annotation, molecular function: protein binding.
UUCCAAAAAAAAAAGGACCCACUCUUUAUUCAAAUAAUUCUUUCUACUCAUGAAAAUUAAUGGGUGAUUUGGUUUCUAAAGUAAAAAAUCCUACUGUAAAAUCUUAAAAGCCAAUAUAGUGAGUAAAAAGCGGGAUUUUUGGCUCCCACUUCCUCAUUUUGGUGCCAAAAAUCCAAAAAUUUCCCUCCCAAAAUCCCCUCCUAUUUAACUAUUCAAGGGUCACACUAUUCUCAAUUUCUCACUAACCUACAAGGCUACAAUUGACCUAUGCAACUCCAGUAAAAAUAAUGGCCAAACACCAGCGUAAAGAAGACCGUCUGAGUUCACUUCCCGACGCAAUUCUCAUCAACAUACUCUCUCUUCUCCCAACCAACACCGCCGCUUCCACCUCCGUCUUAUCCCACCGAUGGCGCUACCUUUGGACCGGCGUCACUCGCCUUGAUCUCAUCCUUGAUGAUGCACCAAACCUCACUGACUUCCUCAGCAACAUCCUACUACAACUAACAUCCCCGAAACUCCACUCUUUCAAAAUCGAGUUCGAUUCGGGUGCCUUCUUACAUGAUGAUGAUGACCCUGAUGCUGAUGCUGUAGAGUCCUGCUUUCAUCAUAUUUGCUGCCGAAAUGUCGAACAGUUCAUUUUCAUUGACACACGUGUAGAGGAAGGGCACUUUCGAACGCCUGAUUCCUUUCUUAGUUGUCAAUCUUUAGUAGAUUUGCAUUUGUUUGGUCCGCUUAAAUUUGAUUAUAAAAGUACUCAGUUUUACCUUCCGAAUUUGAAGAAGCUUUCCCUGAUUAACCUUUCAAAUGUGCCUGAUUGGGUUUGGUCUUUGCAUACAUUUGUCCCGUUCUUACAAGAUUUAACUCUGGUGUUUGAGACGACGUCUAGACUACCGCCUAAUGUAGUUUCUCCUCUGAAUUUGCAUUUCCUCAAUUUGAAGUCGUUGACGCUAGCUUUUAAUUCCUGGUUUUAUUCAGUGGUUGUGUUUACCUUAUACUUUCGUCGUAUUCCAACUGAAUUAAUCAAAGCGUGUAUUGAAUUGAGGAGGGAGGAUAAGGAAGAAGAUGAGAAUGAUUACGCAGAGGAUUUUAACUGGUUUUCUGAAUUUUUCAGAGGAAGUCUAGUAUUACCAACCUUGGGAUUGUAG